Hirundo rustica (Barn swallow) is the source of this 1494-nucleotide messenger RNA. RefSeq names its product carbohydrate sulfotransferase 7 (gene CHST7). The transcript has a single exon. Gene Ontology annotation, biological process: carbohydrate metabolic process; N-acetylglucosamine metabolic process. Gene Ontology annotation, cellular component: Golgi membrane. The coding region runs from base 100 to 1494 and encodes 464 amino acids. NCBI's taxonomy places the organism in Eukaryota, Metazoa, Chordata, Aves, Passeriformes, Hirundinidae. The record is from RefSeq and is a predicted model, not a curated record. Gene Ontology annotation, molecular function: N-acetylglucosamine 6-O-sulfotransferase activity; chondroitin 6-sulfotransferase activity.
CAUCCCCGCCGCCGCCGCCGCUAACUUUGCUUCUCCGCAAAGAGCCGCCCUCCGGCAAACAGAGGGUCGGCGGAGCCGGGGUCCGAGCCGGCCCCAGAGAUGAAGGGCCGGCGACGGUGGCGAGGCGAACAUCGCCGCUUCGCCGCGGUGCUGGUGCUGUACACGCUGCUGCUGCUCCUGCUGGUGCCCUACGCGCUGGACUACGGGGCCAGGCGCGGGCGAGCGGACGAGGAGCCGCUGCUGCGGCGCUGCCCAAGCCUGGAGGAGGCGCUGAGCGAGUGGGGCUGGGAGCAGCGGCCGCCGCUGGACGAGGAAGAGGAGGAAGAUGAGGCGGGCACGGCCGGGGCGGCGGGUAACGGCAGCGCGGGGAAGCGGCACAUCUACCUGCACGCUACCUGGCGAACGGGAUCCUCUUUCCUCGGGGAGCUCUUCAACCAGCACCCCGACGUCUUCUACCUGUACGAGCCCAUGUGGCACCUUUGGCAGGCGCUCUACCCGGGGGACGCGCUGAGCCUGCAGGGAGCCCUCCGCGACAUGCUGCGCGCCCUCUUCCGCUGCGAUUUCUCCGUCCUGCGCCUCUACACCGCCCCGUCCGGCCCCCGCGACCCGCUGGCCCCCGCCCCGCCCGCCGCCGACAACCUCACCACGGCCAGCAUCUUCGGCUGGCGGACCAACAAGGUGAUCUGCUCGCCGCCGCUCUGCCCCGCCGCCCCGCGGCCCCGCGACGAGAUCGGCCUCGUCGACGGCGCCACCUGCGAGGAGACGUGUCCGCCCCGGGCGCUGCGGGAGCUGGAGGCCGAGUGCCGCAAGUACCCGGUGGUGGUCAUCAAAGACGUGCGGCUGCUGGAGCUGGGCGCGCUGCUGCCGCUGCUGCGGGAGCCCGGCCUCAACCUGCGGGUGGUGCAGCUCUUCCGCGACCCCCGCGCCGUCCACAACUCCCGCCUGAAGGCGCGGCAGGCGCUGCUGCGGGAGAGCGUCCAGGUGCUGCGCAGCCGCCACCGCGCCGAGCCGCGGGGCCCGGCCCGCCACCAGCAGCAGCAUCUGCUGCUGCCGCCCGGGAUGCCGGGCGGCGGGCGGCCGCCGCAGCCGCAGCACCGCGCCGAGUUCUUCCUCGGCGGCGCGCUGGAGGUGAUCUGCCAGUCUUGGCUCCGCGAUCUCCUCCUGGCCCGGCGCGCCCCGGACUGGCUCCGCCGCCGCUACACGCAGCUCCGCUACGAGGACCUGGUGCGGGAGCCCCGCGCCGAGCUGCGCCGCCUGCUGCGCUUCGCCGGGCUGACGGUGCCGCCGGCCCUGGAGGACUUCGUGCUCAACAUGACCCGCGGCGCCGCCUACUCCUCCGACCGGCCCUUCCUCAUCUCCGCCCGCGACGCGCGGGAGGCCGUGCACGCCUGGCGGGAGCGCCUCAGCCGCCAGCAGGUGCGGCAGGUGGAGGCGGCGUGCGGAGAGGCCAUGAGCAUCCUCUCCUACCCCCUCAGCGCCGCCGACGCCCGGUAG